ACAGCCAAACACAGACAGCCAGUCGAGCUAUCAGAGAGAAAUAUUCAUUUGUUUUGGUUAUUUCAGGGUCACAUAUGGACUAAGGAGAUAUUUGAUUGUUUUUCUACUGUAUUGAAUGGCUUUCUCAAAUGGAAUAUGUGACAUGUUUCUCUCAUUUAGGAAAGUUUUCUGUUUCCAUCAGUCACAGUUGAGUGAGCAGGCUGUUGAUUGUUAAUGAAGAAAUGCCAAAGAACUGAACGCAUGGAGACAGAGUGCCAACAGUGGACAGACGACCAAACUGAUGAGGACAGUGACACAGAGGAGAUCCUGUGUGGAAUACAUGAGAGCUGUGCCACUGACCUGUAUCACGGUCACCACCCCCAGCUGGAAACAGACAUCGAGGCAGUCAGGACUUUGUAUUCAGACUCUACUGUCUCUGUCAGGGAGUAUGGGUCAAUCGAUGAUGUGGACGUUGACUUAAACAUUAAUGCUGACUUUCUGGAUGAAGAGGUGGCCAUGGCCUGGAGGAUUAAUCCAUCAGAGCCCAUCGUUAUCCGUCUGCACUUUUCUCUCUCUCAGUAUCUGGAUGGACCUGCACCUUCAGUUGAAGUGUUUCAGCCAAACAACACAGAUCAUUUCAGUCUUGGGAAGCAACUCAAGAAUAUUCUCACAGUCUUCAUCUCUCGGGAGUGGAAACACCUGACAAACGAGAAAAUUGUAGUCCAACAGAAGAGCAGACACAGCUGGUUCAGGCCAAGUGGAACCAUGAAGAAAUUUCGUGCAAGACUCAGCAUCUGGUUACCACUGUCAAAGUCAAAUGAGCUCCAGGAACAAACUAUGAGAGAAAGGAUCAUUUUACCAGCAAUGAGACUGAACCGUUUCACAAAUCACACAACCUCCUACGCCAUCAAGAAUCCCACAGGAGAGCUCUUCACCUACACACCCAGUGGAAAGAGGGUGGUGGUGUCAGCAGUCAAGUCAUCUGCGCAGCUUAGCACCAAACAGCUGAUGGAGCUGCUUUUCUCCUCUCAGGCCAUUGGGCACUGUAAGACCACCCCAACUCUACAGCAUGGCUUCUUAGUGCAGAUAAUGAGGUAUGCUGAGCAGAGAAUACCCACGCUGAAUGAAUACUGUGUGGUCUGUGAUGAGCGACAUGUAUUUCAAAAUGGCCCUAUGUUAAAGCCAGCAGUUUGCACCAGGGAGCUAUGUGUGUUUUCUUUUUAUAUGCUGGGGGUUAUGUCUGGAGCUACAGAGGAGGUUGCCACUGGUGCAGAGGUGAUUGACCUGUUGGUGGCCAUGUGCAGAGCUGCUCUUCAGUCUUCACGCAAGGGCAUCAUAUUUGAACCAUACCCUUCUGUUGUUGAUCCAUACAACCCCAAAUCGCUGGCCUUUAGUCCUAAGAGAAAGAGCUACGAUAGACUGCAAAAAGCACUGGACAGUGUCUUGUUAAUCAGGAGGAUGGCACAGGGUCCAUAUUCUGAGAUAAGGAAGCAGAUGGACAAGAUAGAUCCCCUCGCUUAUCCCUUACUACAAUGGAUUUUAGCAAGCAACAGAUCACACAUUGUCAAGCUUCCACUGAACAGGCAACUGAAGUUCAUGCACACCCCUCAUCAGUUCCUGUUGAUCAGCAGCCCUCCAUCCAAAGAGGCUCGUUUCCAAACUGCCAGGAAACUUUAUGGCAGCACCUUUGCUUUUCAUGGUUCCCACAUUGAAAACUGGCACUCUAUUUUAAGAAACGGGCUGGUUAAUGCCUCAUACACAAAAUUACAGCUUCAUGGAGCUGCAUAUGGGAAAGGAAUCUAUUUGAGCCCUAUGUCAAGCAUAUCUUUUGGGUAUUCUGAGAUGGGUAAAGGUCAACACCAAAUAACCACCAGAGAAGAACUCAUGAGGAAAUACAACCGAAUAAACAAAAUCAAGCAGGAACAGCCAGGGCAACCAAGAUUUCUGCAGAGCAGGAACCUAAACUGCAUUGCGCUCUGUGAAGUCAUAACUUCAAAAGACCUUCAAAAACAUGGGAACAUUUGGGUGUGCCCGAUAUCUGACCACGUGUGCACACGUUUCCUCUUUGUGUAUGAAAAUGGGCAGGUAGGAGAUGUCAACAUCAACACUCAGGAAGCCAGGAUCCACAGAGAAAUCCUUCAAGUAAUUGCUUCAAAGCCAUGCUAAGAAAUUAAACAAAACAUGGGCUGUGAGCAGAUCUUAGUUUGUUCAUGGCUAAACUUAUUAUAUUUGUUUUUAUGGAUUUGACAAGUAGAUAUAAAACAAAGAGCUUUCUGAAUAAGACAUUCAUUCUUUUAUCAUCUGUACUUAUAUAAAAUGGUAGAAACUGGUUGUCAUGCACCUGUCAAAGUUUAUUUGCCUUAUAUCUUAAUUUAUAGUUUGAUAUACUUUAAAUCCAUGUCUAUCGUCUGUGUCAUAAGUCUGUGCUGUAAGCACAUAUUUUGUACAUUUUUAUAACCACAGAUUUUUAAAAUAAAGAUUUAAAAUAUUCAUUUAUUUUGUUUUCCCUUUACUUGUUAAUGCAGA
Molecule: messenger RNA, 2505 nt
Organism: Lates calcarifer (barramundi perch)
Lineage: Eukaryota; Metazoa; Chordata; Actinopteri; Centropomidae
Product: protein mono-ADP-ribosyltransferase PARP6
Exons: 23
Coding region: 214-2145 (643 amino acids)
Biological process (GO): endoplasmic reticulum unfolded protein response
Cellular component (GO): intracellular anatomical structure; nuclear envelope; endoplasmic reticulum tubular network
Molecular function (GO): kinase binding; NAD+ poly-ADP-ribosyltransferase activity; protein serine/threonine kinase activator activity
Source: RefSeq, a predicted model, not a curated record